AUGAGUAAAGCAGAAAUUAGAGUGAAAACUCUUGAAGAAUUACUAAAUAAAGCAAAAGAAUAUGUGGUUAACCAAGGCGGAAAAGAAAAAGUAAGUUUAACUGCCAUUUCGCAAAGCAGUGGCACUUAUAGUGGAAACGGCAGUGGUAAAUUAGUCAAAACUUCGCCUGGAAGUAUUGUGGUGGAAUUGCAGGGAACUGACCAAAAAAAGUUUUUGCUGGAAGUGGACCAACAGCCUGAGGAAGUUCCAGUCGGAGAAUUCAGCAAAGACAAUUUUUUCUCUCGACAGCACCAAGAGCUCUAUAAAAAAGUUCAUACAGAAAUAGGUAAGAUUGUUGAUAUUAGGUCAAUUACUAAACCAAUUCCAUCCUACUCUUCUCCUCCGAUAAAAGACAAUUUUCCACCGCACAAUUUUAGUGUUAGUGUUGUUGCUCGCUUUUGUUCCAAUCUUCAAGAAUUAAAAAAUGAGAUAAAAGAUAAUAAGCAAGAAGCAACGGUAAAUGGCGGACAAGUCGAGACAGACCCUUUUCGCUUAGAAAGAGAAGUAAAAGAUUACUGGAAUAAUUUGGUCGGUAAUAAGGAAACCGAAAAUAAUAAUCGAGAAAUAAAGCACGACCAAAGCCAAGUAGUAGCCAAAAUUAAAGAAUUAAAGAACAAGCAAAAAACGAUAAGCCGGGAAAUUGCCAACGCUAAUAACUUAACUAGGAAACAAGAAUUAGAAAAAGAAAAAGCCGUUUUAGACAAGGAAAUAGAACAAUUGGAGAAAGAAAACUUUCCAAAAAAGGGAAACAAAACCCCCUAUAUUUUGGCUGCGAUAGUCAUUUUUUUCAUUUUGGACAAAGGAAAGAAAAUACUAGAAGAAAUAAAAAAAUGUCGGCAAGGAGUAGAUUAUAAUUUUUCCCAGGAAGAAAAUAGUCCGAAAGAAAUUUAUACUAUUCUCUCCGAAGCGUUAAAAAAGUUAUGUUGUUUUUAUUCCGAAUAUGUGGAGGAAAACGACAGCAGUGGUUAUACUCAAAUAGUAGUUAAAAAUCAAGGGCUAAUUGCCGAAUUAAAAGAAAGAAAACGAGGAGAUUUGUUAAAAAUAACAGGAAUCGUUAAAAGAAAAGGAAACCAAGGCGAAGAAGUGGAAAUAGAACUAGAAAAACAGCAAUUAAUUAAUGCUAGUAAAGAAUUGCCUUUUGAAAUCAAGGAUGAAAUUAAUAUUAAUGAAGAUACUAAAUAUCGCUAUCGUUAUUUAGAUUUACGUCGUCCCAAUAGUAAAAAACUUCUGGUGGUUAAAAACCAAUUUUGCCAUGAAUUACGAAAUUUUCUCCAUAAACAGGGAUUUAUUGAUAUUGAAACUCCUAUUUUAGCCCAAAGUUCCCCCGAAGGUGCUAACUGUUUUAUCGUUCCUGCUAACUUGCCAAACCGUUAUUAUACCUUGCCCCAGUCCGCCCAAAUAUUUAAGCAGUUGCUAAUGGUCAGUGGAUUUGCUAAAUACUACCAAAUAGCCAAAAGUUUCCGGAACGAGGAUGCUCGUAGUAAUCGCCAAAUCGAAUUUUCACAAUUGGAACUAGAAAUGAGUUUUAUCACUUCGCAACAAAUUAAAUUAUUUAUUGAAAAAUUGUUGAAAACUGUGAUAAAAAAAGUUUUUGGUUAUCACCUAAAAACACCUUUUCCUACUCUAACUUACCACGAAGUAAUAAAAAAGUAUAAAACUGAUAAACCAGAUUUGCAUACCAAAAAAUAUGAACCGUUACGCCAUCCUUUUACUACUCCGCAAAAAAAAUAUAUUGAACUUUGUUUAAAUAAUAAAAUUAAGCCGGAAAAGAUAAUCAGUGAAGCGUUUGACUUAAUUUGUAACGGGGAAGAAAUAUUAAGUGGUAGUAUCCGUAUCCACCAACGCGAAUUACAAGCCAAGGUAUUAGAAAUAUUGGGUUAUAAUCAGGAGGAAAGAGAAAAAUAUUUUGGUUAUUUUUUACAAGCCUUAGAGUUUGCCGCUCCACCGCACGGGGGAAUCGGAUUAGGAAUUGACCGUUUAUUAGCCGUUAUUUGCCAAGUCAAGAAUUUAAAAGAAUUAAUUGCCUUUCCCAAAAAUAUUGACGGCACUUGUUCGCUAACUGGCACACCUGAUUUUAGUAAAUAA
Molecule: messenger RNA, 2124 nt
Organism: Entrophospora sp. SA101
Lineage: Eukaryota; Fungi; Glomeromycota; Glomeromycetes; Entrophosporales; Entrophosporaceae
Source: the annotation of a GenBank genome assembly